Messenger RNA from Mesoplodon densirostris (Blainville's beaked whale), 11975 nucleotides. RefSeq names its product tenascin XB (gene TNXB). The record is from RefSeq and is a predicted model, not a curated record. Lineage: Eukaryota; Metazoa; Chordata; Mammalia; Artiodactyla; Ziphiidae. Gene Ontology annotation, cellular component: extracellular region. The coding region runs from base 201 to 11975 and encodes 3924 amino acids. Gene Ontology annotation, molecular function: protein binding. The transcript is spliced from 41 exons.
UCCUUCUCACUGUCGCAGCCCAGAUCCACGGUCGGGUGGCGGCUCAGUGAGCCCCUGCUGCAGGGAAGAAGCAAAGGGACAUCCAGGAGCCCAGGGCUGCCAAGGGGCUCCCACCCACCCUGCCCCGAGAACCCCCUUCCCAAGGUUGGGGACAGAGCAGGUGCAGAGACACCGCAGCCGCUUGUUACUCAGCCUCCUGAAUGAUGCCAGCCCAAGGUUCCCUAACCUCCAGCCUGGCCCUCCUGGUGCUGCUGGGCACAGUCACAGCAGGCCCUUUCUCUCCACGGUCCAAUGUGACACUCCCAGCCCCACGGCCUCCUCCCCAGCCAGGAGGCCGCACAGAACAGCCGGGAGGGGGAGGCCCUUCUUCUCAGCUUUAUGAGCACACCGUGGAAGGAGGGGAGAAGCAGGUGGUGUUCACCCACCGCAUUAACCUGCCCACUUCAGGUAGCUGUGGCUGUCCCCCAGGCACUGAGCCCCCCGUCCCUGCUUCAGAGGUACAGGCCCUGAGGGUCCGGCUAGAGAUCCUGGAGGAGCUGGUGAAGGGGCUCAAGGAACAGUGCACUGGGGGAUGUUGUCCUGCUGCUGCCCAGGCUGGCACAGGCCAGACGGACGUGCGGAGCCUCUGCAGUCUCCAUGGCGUGUUUGACCUGAGCCGCUGUGCCUGCUCCUGCGAGCCAGGCUGGGGUGGGCCCACCUGCUCAGACCCCGCAGAUACCGCGGCGCCCCCCUCCUCUCCCCCCUCAGCUUCCCGGUCCUGCCCAGAUGACUGCAAUGAUCAGGGUCGCUGCGUCCGGGGUCGCUGCGUGUGCUUCCCUGGCUACACCGGCCCCAGCUGUAGCUGGCCCUCCUGCCCGGGGGACUGCCACGGCCGCGGGCGCUGCGUGCAGGGCGUGUGCGUGUGCCGCGCGGGCUUCUCCGGGGCCGACUGCAGCCUGCGCUCCUGCCCUCGGGGCUGCAGCCAGAGGGGACGCUGCGAGAACGGGCGCUGCGUGUGCAACCCAGGCUACACUGGCGAGGACUGUGGGGUGAGGAGCUGCCCCCGAGGUUGCAGCCAGAAGGGGCGCUGCGAGGACGGGCGCUGCGUCUGUGACCCUGGCUACGCUGGCGAGGACUGCGGCUCUCGGAGCUGCCCGUGGGACUGUGGCGAGGGCGGGCGCUGUGUGGACGGCCGCUGCGUGUGCUGGCCCGGGUACGCGGGCGAGGACUGCAGCACGCGGACCUGCCCCCGCGACUGUCGGGGCCGGGGGCGCUGCGAGGAAGGCGAAUGCAUCUGCGACCCAGGCUACAGCGGGGACGAUUGCGGAGUGCGCAGCUGCCCGGGCGACUGCAACCAAAGGGGCCGCUGCGAGGACGGCCGCUGCGUGUGCUGGCCUGGGUACUCGGGGCCCGACUGCGGCGCCCGCGCUUGCCCGCGCGAUUGUCGGGGCCGCGGGCGCUGCGAGAACGGCGUGUGCGUGUGCAACGCGGGCUACAGCGGCGAGGACUGCGGCGUGCGCAGCUGUCCCGGGGACUGUCGCGGCCGGGGCCGUUGCGAGAGCGGCCGCUGCGUGUGUUGGCCCGGGUACACAGGCCGGGACUGCGGCACGCGCGCCUGCCCUGGCGACUGUCGCGGGCGCUGCGUGGACGGCCGCUGCGUGUGUAACCCGGGCUUCACAGGCGAGGACUGCGGGAGCCGACGGUGUCCCGGGGACUGCCGCGGUCGCGGCCGCUGCGAGGGUGGCGUGUGCUUGUGCGACGUGGGCUACGAGGGCGAAGACUGCGGCAGGCGCAGCUGCCCCAGGGGUUGCCAAGGUCGCGGCCAGUGUCUGGAGGGGCGAUGCGUGUGCGACGACGGCUACGAGGGUGAAGACUGCGGCGUGAGACGGUGCACGCGCGACUGCAGCCAGCGCGGCGUGUGCCAGGAUGGUGUGUGCGCCUGUUGGGAGGGCUACACGGGCGAGGACUGCAGCCUCCGUACCUGCCCCUCCAACUGUCACCGGCGCGGCCGCUGUGAUGACGGGCGCUGCGUGUGCGACUCCGGCUACACCGGCCCCUACUGCGCCACCCGAACCUGCCCGGCGGACUGCCGGGGCCGUGGACGUUGUGUGCAGGGCGUGUGCGUGUGCCACGCGGGCUACAGCGGCGAGGACUGCGGGCAGGAAGAGCCUCCCUCCAGCGCCUGCCCCGGGGGCUGCGGGCCUCGGGAACUGUGCCGCGCAGGCCAGUGUGUAUGCGUCGAGGGCUUCCGAGGCCCCGACUGCGCCAUCCAGACGUGCCCCGGGGACUGCCGCGGUCGGGGAGAGUGUCGUGAGGGCAGCUGCGUCUGCCAAGAUGGCUAUGCAGGGGAGGACUGCGGGGAAGAGGUGCCAGCCGUUGAGGGCCUGAGGAUGCACCUCCUGGAGGAGACGAUGGUUCGGACAGAGUGGACCCGGGCUCCUGGCAAUGUGGAUGCCUACGAAAUUCAGUUCAUCCCCACGACAGAGGGGCCGAGCCCCCCAUUCACAGCACGGGUGCCCAGCUCCGCCUCAGCCUAUGACCAGAGAGGACUGGCCCCCGGUCAGGAGUACGAGGUCACUGUCCGUGCCCUUCGAGGGACUAGCUGGGGCCCUCCUGCCUCCAAGACCAUCACCACCAUGAUCGAUGGCCCCCAGGACCUCCGAGUCGUGGCUGUGACACCAACCACGCUGGAGCUCAACUGGCUGCGCCCCCAGGCCGAGGUGGACCAGUUCGUGGUGUCCUACGUCAGUGCCGGCAACCAGAGGGUGCGGCUGGAAGUGCCCUCUGAGGCAGACGGGACGCUGCUGACCGGCCUGAUGCCAGGCGUGGAAUACGUGGUGACCGUCACUGCAGAGCGGGGCCGGGCAGUAAGCUACCCGGCUUCUGUCAGGGCCAACACAGGGUCCUCCCCCUCAGACCUCCUGGGGACCACUGAUGAGCCUCCUCCCUCAGGCCCUUCAACGACUCAAGGGGCUCAGGCCCCUGUCCUGCAGCAGCGACCCCAGAAGCUGGCAGAGUUGAGGAUGCUGGGCAGAGACAAGACAGGGCACCUCCGCGUGGCCUGGACCGCCCAGCCUGACACCUUUGCCCACUUCCAGCUGCGCCUGCGGGUGCCCGAAGGGCCUGGGGCACAUGAGGAGCUACUGCCAGGGGAUGUCCGUCAGGCUCUGGUGCCCUCACCCCCUCCUGGAUCCCCCUAUGAGCUGUCACUUCGUGGGGUCCCCCCCAGGGGCGAACCCUCUGCCCCUCUCAUCUACCAAGGCAUUAUGGACAGGGAUGGGGAGAAGCCUGGGCAGCCCUUGGCCCCACCACGCCUGGGCAAGCUGACAGUGACGGACAUGACUUCCAACUCCCUGCUUCUGCACUGGACGGUCCCUGAGGGCGAGUUUGACUCCUUCGUGAUCCAAUACAAAGACAGAGACAGGCCCCAGGUGGUGCCUGUAGAGGGACCCCAGCGCUCAGCCCUCAUCUCCAACCUGGAUGUCGGCCGCAAGUACAAAUUCGUCCUGUACGGGCUCGUGGGCAAGAAGAGGCAUGGCCCCCUGGUGGCUGAAGCCAAGAUCUUGCCUCAGACGGAUUCCAGCUCAGUGACUCCACCCCGCCUGGGAAAGCUGUGGGUGACAGAUCCCACCCCAGAUUCGCUGCACCUCUCCUGGACUGUCCCUGAGGGCCAGUUUGACUCCUUCGUGGUCCAAUACAGGGACAGGGAUGGACGGCCCCAGGUGGUGCCCGUGGAAGCUCCCGAGCGCUCGGUCAUUGUCUCCCCGCUGGACCCUGACCACAAGUACAGAUUCACUCUGUUUGGGAUUGCCGACAAGAAGCGGCACGGCCCCCUCACGGCCGAUGGCACCACUGCCCCAGAGAAGAGAGAGGAGCCCCGCCACCCAGAGUCCCCUGAGCAGCCCCUGCUGGGGGAGCUGACAGUGACUGGCACCACCCCAGACUCCCUGCGCCUGUCCUGGACGGUGGCCCAGGGCUCUUUUGACUCCUUCAUGGUCCAGUACAAGGAUGCGCAGGGGCGGGCCCAGGCAGUGCCCAUCAGGGGGCAUGAGAAUGAGGUCACCAUCCCCGGCCUGGAGUCCGACCGGAAGUAUAAGAUGAACCUCUACGGGCUUCAUGGCAGGCAGCGCGUGGGGCCUGUGUCCGUGGUGGCCACCACAGCCCCGCAGGAAGGCAUGGACGAGACCCCCAGCCCCACAGAGCCCAGCACAGAGGCACCAGAGCCCCCUGAGGAGCCCCUCCUGGGGGAGCUGACAGUGACAGGAUCCUCCCCGGACUCGCUGAGCCUCUUCUGGACCGUCCCCCAGGGCCACUUCGACUCUUUCACCGUCCAGUACAGAGACAGGGAUGGGCAGCCCAAGGUGAUGCGGGUGCCAGGGCACCAGGACGGGGUCACCAUCUCGGGCCUGGAGCCAGACCACAAGUACAAGAUGAACCUGUACGGCUUCCAUGACAGCCGGCGCGUGGGCCCCGUCUCUGUCAUCGGGGUGACAACUGCAGAGGAAGACACCCCCAGCCCCACAAAGAUGGAGGAGACCCCCAGCCCCACAGAACCCAACACAGAGGCCUCAGAGGCCCCCGAGGAGCCCCUCCUGGGGGAGCUGACGGUGACAGGAUCCUCCCCGGACUCGCUGAGCCUCUCCUGGACCGUCCCCCAGGGCCACUUCGACUCCUUCACCAUCCAGUACAAGGGCAGGGACGGGCCCCAGGUGGUGCGUGUCGGUGGCGAGGAGAGUGAGGUGACCGCUGGGGGCCUGGAGCCCGGGCGCAAGUACAAGAUGCACCUGUACGGCCUGCACGGGGGGCGGCGUGUGGGCCCCGUGUCCACCGUGGGCGUGACAGCUCCACAACCAGAAGAGACUCCUCCAGCCACCGAGCGCCCCCUGGAGCCACGCCUCGGGGAGCUGACAGUGACAGAUGUGACCCCCAGCUCCGUGGGCCUUGCAUGGACAGUCCCUGAGGGCCAGUUUGACUCCUUCGUGGUCCAGUACAAGGACGGGGACGGGCAGCCCCAGGCGGUACCUGUGGCUGCAGACCAGCGAGAGGCCACUGUCCCCGGCCUGGAGCCUGCACGCAAAUACAAGAUGAACUUCUACGGGCUACAUGGUGGGCAGCGCGUGGGCCCCCUUUCUGUGGUAGCCAUUACCGCUCCCCUCUCUCCAGCCCCAGGCACAGAGCCCCCCCUUGAGCCACGUCUGGGGGAGCUGACAGUGACGGACGUGACCCCGGACUCCGUGGGCCUCUCCUGGACAGUCCCCGAGGGUGAAUUCGACUCCUUCGUCGUCCAAUACAAGGACAGGGACAGGCAGCCCCAGGCGGUGCCUGUGGCUGCAGACCAGCGUGAGGUCACCAUCCCCGGCCUGGAGCCCAAUAGGAAAUACAAGUUCCUGCUCUUUGGGAUCCAGGACAGGAAACGCCACAGCCCAGUCUCUGUGGAGGCAAAGACAGUUGCUCGAGGUGACACCAGCCCAGGAACCCCACCCCGCCUUGGGGAGCUGUGGGUGACAGACCCCACCCCAGACUCACUGCGCCUCUCCUGGACAGUCCCCGAGGGCCACUUUGACUCCUUUGUGGUCCAGUUCAAGGACAGGGACGGGCCCCGGGUGGUGCCUGCAGAGGGCCACGAACGCUCAGUCACCAUCGGCCCUUUGGACGCCAGCCGCAAGUACAGAUUCCUCCUCUACGGCCUCCUGGACAAGAGGCGCCAUGGCCCCCUCACCGCCGAGGGCACCACAGAGGCCCGGAGAGCUGUGGACGAGGCUGGAACAAAACCACGUCUGGGGGAGGAGCUGCAGGUGACCAGCGUGACAUCAGACUCCGUGGGCCUCUCGUGGACGGUCCCUGAGGGCCAGUUUGACUCCUUUGUGGUCCAGUACAAGGACAGAGAUGGGCAACCCCAGGUGGUGCCCGUGGAGGGCAGCCUCAGGGAGGUCAGUGUCUCAGGCCUGGACCCUGCCCGCAGGUACAAGCUGCUGCUCUACGGGCUAUACGAGGGCAAGCGUGUGGGUCCCAUCUCCACCAUCACCAUGACUGAACCAGCUCCCAGGGAAGAAGUUGAAGCUGAGACUGAGGGCACCAGCCCUCCAGCAUCUGAGCCCCGUCUGGGGGAGGUGACUGUGGAAGAGGGCACACCACACACCCUGCAUCUCUCCUGGACCGUGACUGAGGGAGAAUUUGACUCCUUCGAGGUCCAGUAUACAGACGAGGAUGGGCAACUCCAAGUAGUCCAUUUAGGGGGCAACCAGAAUGACAUCACCCUCUCUGGCCUGGAAUCUGACCACAGAUACCUGGUGAGCCUGUACGGUCUCCACAAUGGGCAGCGUGUGGGUCCUGCGCACAUCGAGGCCCUGACAGCCCCAAAUGAGGAAGAGAAUGAACCUUCAGAAUCUCCCUCUACCACCCCUGAGCCUCACGUCACACCUCGCCUGGGGGAGCUGGCAGUGACAGACGCCACCCCCGAAUCCCUGAGCCUCUCCUGGACCAUCCCUGAGGGCCAGUUUGACCACUUCCUGAUCCAGUACAAGAACGGGGACGGGCAGCCCAAGGCUGUGAGGGUGCCGGGGUAUGAGGACGGGGUCACCAUCUCGGGCCUGGAGCCAGACCACAAGUACAAGAUGAACCUGUACGGCUUCCAUGACAGCCGGCGCGUGGGCCCCGUCUCUGUCAUCGGGGUGACAACUGCAGAGGAAGACACCCCCAGCCCCACAGAGAUGGAGGAGACCCCCAGCCCCACAGAACCCAACACAGAGGCCUCGGAGGCCCCCGAGGAGCCCCUCCUGGGGGAGCUGACGGUGACAGGAUCCUCCCCGGACUCGCUGAGCCUCUCCUGGACCAUCCCCCAGGGCCACUUUGACUCCUUCACCGUCCAGUACAAGGGCAGGGACGGGCCCCAGGUGGUGCGUGUCGGGGGCGAGGAGAGUGAGGUGACUGCUGGGGGCCUGGAGCCCGGGCGCAAGUACAAGAUGCACCUGUACGGCCUGCACGGGGGGCGGCGUGUGGGCCCCGUGUCCACCGUAGGCAUGACUGCCCCUAAAGAGGAGCCCCCUGCCAACCCCCCUUUGAAGCCACAGCUGGGAGAACUGACUGUGACGGACGCCACCCCCGACUCCCUGAACCUCUUCUGGAACGUCCCCGAGGGCCAGUUUGACCACUUCCUGAUCCAGUACAAGAACGGAGACGGGCAGCCCAAGGCGGUGAGGGUGCCAGGGCACCAGGACGGGGUCACCAUCUCGGGCCUGGAGCCAGACCACAAGUACAAGAUGAACCUGUACGGCUUCCACAGCGGCCGGCGCGUGGGCCCUGUCUCCACUGUCGGUUUAACCGCCUCAGAAAAAGACCAAGAAAUGACCCCAGCCCCAACAGACCUGCCCACCACAGCCCCCGAGCCUCCCGUCAAGCCACACCUGGGGGAGCUGGCAGUGACAGACGCCACCCCCGAAUCCCUGAGCCUCUCCUGGACCAUCCCCAAGGGCCAGUUUGACCACUUCCUGAUCCAGUACAAGAACGGGGACGGGCAGCCCAAGGCUGUGAGGGUGCCGGGGCACCAGGACGGGGUCACCAUCUCGGGCCUGGAGCCAGACCACAAGUACAAGAUGAACCUGUACGGCUUCCGUGACAGCCGGCGCGUGGGCCCCGUCUCUGUCAUCGGGGUGACAACUGCAGAGGAAGACACCCCCAGCCCCACAAAGAUGGAGGAGACCCCCAGCCCCACAGAACCCAGCACAGAGGCCUCGGAGGCCCCCGAGGAGCCCCUCCUGGGGGAGCUGACGGUGACAGGAUCCUCCCCGGACUCGCUGAGCCUCUCCUGGACCGUCCCCCAGGGCCACUUUGACUCCUUCACCGUCCAGUACAAGGGCAGGGACGGGCCCCAGGUGGUGCGUGUCGGGGGUAAGGAGAGUGAGGUGACCGCUGGGGGCCUGGAGCCCGGGCGCAAGUACAAGAUGCACCUGUACGGCCUGCACAGGGGGCGGCGUGUGGGCCCCGUGUCUACCAUAGGCGUGACCGCCCUCCAGGAGGUUGUGGAGGAGACCCCCAGCCCCACAGAACCCAGCACAGAGGCCCCGGAGCCCCCCACAGAGCCUCUCCUGGGGGAACUGACGGUGACAGGAUCCUCCCCAGACUCGCUGAGCCUCUCCUGGACUGUCCCCCAGGACCACUUCAACUCCUUCACCGUCCAGUACAAGGAUAAGGAUGGGCGGCCCCAGGUGGUGCGUGUCAGGGGUGAAGAGAGUGAGGUGACCAUUGGGGGCCUGGAGCCCGGGAGCAAGUACAAGAUGCACCUGUAUGGACUGCACGGGGGACAGCGUGUGGGUCCCGUGUCCACCGUGGGCGUGACUGAUCCAGACUACAAAGCCAUGACCACCCAAGCCCCAUCCACUGCGGCCCCCGAGCCUCCUGUCAAGCCGCACCUGGGGGAGCUGGCAGUGACAGACGCCACCCCCGAAUCCCUGAGCCUCUCCUGGACCAUCCCUGAGGGCCAGUUUGACCACUUCCUGAUCCAGUACAAGAACGGGGACGGGCAGCCCAAGGCUGUGAGGGUGCCGGGGCACCAGGACGGGGUCACCAUCUCGGGCCUGGAGCCAGACCACAAGUACAAGAUGAACCUGUACGGCUUCCGUGACAGCCGGCGCGUGGGCCCCGUCUCUGUCAUCGGGGUGACAACUGCAGAGGAAGACACCCCCAGCCCCACAGAGAUGGAGGAGACCCCCAGCCCCACAGAACCCAACACAGAGGCCUCGGAGGCCCCUGAGGAGCCCCUCCUGGGGGAGCUGACGGUGACAGGAUCCUCCCCGGACUCGCUGAGCCUCUCCUGGACCGUCCCCCAGGGCCACUUUGAUUCCUUCACCGUCCAGUACAAGGGCAGGGACGGGCCCCAGGUGGUGCGUGUCGGGGGUGAGGAAAGUGAGGUGACCGCUGGGGGCCUGGAGCCCGGGCGCAAGUACAAGAUGCACCUGUACGGCCUGCACGGGGCGCGGCGUGUGGGUCCCGUGUCCACCGUGGGCGUGACCGCCUCCCUGAAUACAGAGCCCCCCGGGGCACCCCGCCUGGGGGAGCUGGUUGUGGCAGCCGUGACCUCAGACACAGUGCACCUCUCCUGGACACUGGACCAGGGCCCCUUCAGCUCCUUCCUGGUCCGAUACAAGGAUGCACAGGGGCAGCCCCAGGCAGUGCCCGUGGGUGGACACCUCCGAGAGGUCUCGGUUUCGGGUCUGGCCCCGGGCCACAAGUACAAGUUCCUACUCUUCGGACUCCAGGAUGAGAAACAACACGGUCCAGUCUCUGCAGACGCAAAGACCCUCCCGGACACUAAACCUUCUCUCCGCCUGGGGGAGCUGACAGUGACGGACGUGACCCCGGACUCCGUGGGCCUCUCCUGGACAGUCCCCGAGGGCGAAUUUGACUCCUUCGUGGUUCAGUACAAGGACAGGGACGGGAAGCCCCACGUGGUGCCUGUGGCCUCAGACCAGCGCUUGAUCACCAUCCCCGGCCUGGAGCCCAAUAGCAAAUACAAGUUUCUGCUCUAUGGGCUGGCAGGCAGGAAACGACUGGGCCCCAUCUCUGCUGAAGGCAGCACGGCUCCCCUGAAGAAGGAGCGGCAGCGCCCACCCCGCCUGGGGGAGCUGACAGUGACAGAUGAGACCUCACAUUCUCUGCGCCUCUUGUGGACAGUGGCCCAGGGCCCCUUUGACUCCUUUGUGGUCCAGUACAGGGACACAGAUGGGCAGCCCUCAGUGGUGCCUGUGGCCGCAGACCAGAGGGAGGUCACCAUAGAGGGCCUGGAGCCUGGCAGGAAAUACAAGUUUCUGCUCUAUGGGCUCCUCAGAGGACAGCACCUGGGCCCCGUCUCUGUCCUGGGAAUGACAGCCCCGGAAGAGGACAUGCCAGCACCCUGGCACCUGGCCACGGAGGCCCCCGAGCCCCCUGAAGGGCCCCGCCUAGGGGCACUGGCAGUGAAGGACGUGUCCCCGGACUCCCUGCGCCUCUCAUGGAGCGUGGCCCAAGGCCCCUUUGACUCCUUCGUGGUCCAGUAUCAGAGCACAGGUGGGGAGCCCCAGGCCUUGCUCGUGGGUGGCGACCAGAACAAGGUCCUCGUGUCAGGCCUGGAGCCCAGCACCUCCUACAAGUUCUUCCUCUACGGCUUGCGUGAAGGGAAGCGCCUGGGGCCCGUCUCAGCCGAGGGCACCACAGGGCCAGCUCCUGCUGGGCAGACCCCCGGAGAGCCAGGGCCCCGCCUGUCCCACCUGUCGGUGACCGAUGUGACCACCAAUUCGCUGCGGCUCAACUGGGAGGCCCCACCCAAGGCCUUUGACUCCUUCCUGCUCCGCUUUGGGGUCCCGUCACUGAGCACUCUGGAGCUGCAUCCACGUGCCCCGCUGCAGCGGGAGCUGACGGUGCCAGGAACACGGCGCUCGGCCGUGCUCUGGGACCUGAGUCCAGGGACCCUGUACACCCUUACGUUGUAUGGGCUGCGUGGGCCUCACAAGGCCGAUGGCGUCCAGAGCACAGCCCGGACCCUCAGCCCAGCUCUGGAGCGCCCCCGUGACCUCCAGUUCAGCGAGAUCGGGGAGACGUCAGCCAAGGUCAGCUGGACGCCCCCACCGUCCCGAGUGGACAGCUUCAAAGUUUCCUACCAGCUGGCAGAUGGAGGGGAGCCACAGAGUCUUCAGGUGGAUGGCCGAGCCCGGACCCAGAAACUCGAGGGGCUCGCCCCAGGCGCUCACUACGACGUGACCGUGGUCUCCGUCCGUGGCUUUGAGGAGAGUGAGCCUCUCACAGGCUUCCUUACCACAGUUCCUGACGGCCCCACCCAGCUGCGUGCGCUGAACUUGACGGAAGGAUCCGCCCUGCUGCUUUGGCAGCCCCCCCAGGCCCCGGUGGAUACCUAUGACCUCAAGGUCACAGCCCCAGGAGCCCCCUCGCUACAGGGCUCAGCCCCUGGCAGCGCCGUGGACUACCCCCUGCAAGGCCUCGUGCUCCACACCAACUACACGGCGACCCUGCAUGGUCUUCGGGGCCCCAACCUCACCUCCCCAGCCAGCAUCACCUUCACCACAGGGUUGGAGGCCCCCCAGGACUUGGAGGCCAAGGAGGUGACCCCCCGCACAGCCCUGCUCACUUGGACCGCGCCCCAAGUCCCCCCAACUGGCUACCUGCUCAGCUUCAACACCCCUGGUGGACAGACCCAGGAGAUCCUGCUCCCAGGAGGGAUCACCUCUCACCAGCUUCACGGCCUCUUUCCCUCCACCCCCUAUAGCGUGUGGCUCCGGGCCAUGUGGGACCACAGCUUCACUCCACCCGUGUCCACUUCCUUCACCACUGGUGGACUUCGGGUCCCCUUCCCCCGGGACUGUGGGGAGGAGACGCAGAACGGGGUCAGCACCUCAAGGACCACCACCAUCUUCCUCAACGGCAACCGCGAGCGGCCCCUGAACGUCUUUUGUGACAUGGAGACUGAUGGGGGUGGCUGGCUGGUGUUCCAGCGCCGCAUGGAUGGAAAAACUGACUUCUGGAGGGACUGGGAGGACUAUGCCCAUGGUUUUGGGAACAUCUCCAAGGAGUUCUGGCUGGGCAACGAGGCCCUGCACAGCCUGACCAAAGCCGGCGACUACUCCUUGCGUGUGGACCUGCGGGAUGGGGACGAGGCCGUGUUUGCCCAGUACGACUCCUUCCAAGUAGACUCGGCCGAUGAGUACUACCGUCUCCACCUGGAAGGCUACCAUGGCACUGCAGGGGACUCCAUGAGCUACCACAGCGGCAGUGUCUUCUCUGCCCGUGACCGAGACCCCAACAACUUGCUCAUCUCCUGCGCCGUCUCUUACCGAGGGGCCUGGUGGUAUAAGAACUGCCACUAUGCCAACCUCAACGGGCUCUACGGGAGCACAGUGGACCACCAGGGAGUGAGCUGGUACUACUGGAAGGGCUUUGACUUCUCCGUGCCCUUCACGGAGAUGAAGCUGAGACCAAGAAGCUACCGGCCCCCGGGCAGGGGAGGCUGA